Messenger RNA from Rhizophagus irregularis DAOM 181602=DAOM 197198, 690 nucleotides. The record is from RefSeq and is a predicted model, not a curated record. NCBI's taxonomy places the organism in Eukaryota, Fungi, Glomeromycota, Glomeromycetes, Glomerales, Glomeraceae.
GUAAAAAAAAGUGAACAAGGAAAGAAUUGCGCUUAUAUUUUUUUUAAGUAUAAUUCGUGCCGCAAAAAAAAGUUAGAUGCAAGUGAAGAAAGCCAAGAAGAAUUUUUGAAGUGGUUGAGUAAAAAUAAAAAUAGAGAAUAUUUAACAAUAAAAGGACUAAUCAAAUUAUGGAAAAAAGAUUCUUGGCUUUCUUCGGAUCAAAUUAAUAUGUACCUUACUCUUUUAAACACGAAAUUUGAUCGUAUCCAUUCUUUCACGUCCUAUUUUUAUAUGAGGUUAGCAGUGGGUGGGUAUUCUUCCGUCGAAAACUGGAUCAAAAAAACAGAAAUUUAUCAAAAAGAAAUCAUUUUUGUUCCAAUCAAUAUUACUGACGACCAUUGGAACUUGGUUGCGAUUAUAAAGGAACCAUGUAGAAUUGUGAUCAUUGAUUCAUUUGGGUCAAUAACGGAUGAAGAUUGAUUUGGAUUUGAUGUUUGACAAGGAAGAAGCACCGCAAGUGGAUGGAUAUUCUUGUGGUGUGUUCAUAUGUAUGUUCGCAAGACUAAUAGCAGAAGAUAUUGAAUGGACAAAAUCAAAAAUAUUGCUAAAUUUGAAGAAGCUGCUAAAAAAUUUAGAAAAGUUGUGUAUAGAGCUAUGGAAUUAUGCAGUAUAAGUUGGACAAAUUCUUAGUAUAUAAAAUAUAAACUACUA